CCUCAAUUGGCAGAUUGAAAAAUGUCAUAAUAAUAUAACCUAACCUACAAAAUUAUAAAUCUGAUACGAUUCUUUUAAUUUUUAUUUUAAUAAAUAGAUUACACAUACUUUACUACUACACUACAAAAUGGCCUCGACUGUUAUAAAGUAUGUUGGAAGAACAACUGAUUUUAAAGGAAAAACCCUUUGGGAAAUUGUUGGCAGUUUGAAAAACCAAGGUGUUGGGAGAAUCAUUGUGCGAUCAGUUUUCGAAAGAUAUCCAGAACCUAGUUUUAUGAAGAUCGUUAAAGUUGAAACUUGUCCUGAUGAGGAACGACGUAGAGUAAGAAUAUGGGUCGAGAAAACAUUUAGAGGUCGCAAAAUGCCGAAUUUGACAGAAAUAUAUCGUACAUCAUACAAACCUGAUUACAAACUUGUACCUAAGAAUGAGGAGGCCCAAUUGCUGGCUAGUGUUAAGGAAGUACACCACUUCCCCGAGGUGAUUCUACCGAGAAAUAUUGAGAUGCCGCCACUGAUGAAGAAGUUUAUUAUCAAGGAUCAUGAAAAGAAAGGACUGGAGGUGAUGACAGACUUCACAAUGCCAAUUACCUACAACUACAGUCCGAACAGAGUCAAGAGGAUAGCUAAACCUGAUGAAAAGCCAACUGUACAGUUUUCUAUGGGCCUUGGUACGCCUGCCAGCCCAUCACUCUAUGAGGGAGUGCCACUAAGUUAAAGAAAACGAGAAACUAAUAUUACAUAUGUAUUUUAAGAUAGAUAUUAUAGAACAAUAAAGUAGUUGAUAACAAAUGUGCACA
Spodoptera frugiperda (fall armyworm) is the source of this 797-nucleotide messenger RNA. RefSeq lists its product as uncharacterized. Gene Ontology annotation, cellular component: mitochondrion; mitochondrial small ribosomal subunit. The record is from RefSeq and is a predicted model, not a curated record. Lineage: Eukaryota; Metazoa; Arthropoda; Insecta; Lepidoptera; Noctuidae. The transcript has 3 exons. The coding region runs from base 128 to 715 and encodes 195 amino acids. Gene Ontology annotation, molecular function: structural constituent of ribosome. Gene Ontology annotation, biological process: mitochondrial translation.